This is a messenger RNA of Lotus japonicus, 1537 nucleotides long. Its product is annotated as metalloendoproteinase 2-MMP-like. Gene Ontology annotation, molecular function: metalloendopeptidase activity; zinc ion binding. The transcript has a single exon. NCBI's taxonomy places the organism in Eukaryota, Viridiplantae, Streptophyta, Magnoliopsida, Fabales, Fabaceae. The record is from RefSeq and is a predicted model, not a curated record. Gene Ontology annotation, biological process: extracellular matrix organization; collagen catabolic process; proteolysis. Bases 143 to 1291 code for a protein of 382 amino acids. Gene Ontology annotation, cellular component: extracellular matrix.
UCCAUCAUCAAGCACCAAACACUUCCUCUGACGAAGACUUUUGAGAUGCAACCCUCUUCUUUUUAAACCUUCUUUUUCCUACUCCCUCUUCACUCCUCUCAACUUUCCCGGAAAAUCCAUUCCAUUUUCUCACCAUCCAAACAUGAAAAAACACCAACAACCUCAACUUCACAUCAUCCUCACUCUCGUACAUUUGUUCUCUUUUGGGACGGCAGUUGUUUCAGCUCGACUAUUCCCCGACGUCCCCUCUUUUAUACCCGACGGUGUGCCUCCCAGCGGCGCGUGGGAUGCCUUCCGCAACUUCUCCGGCUGCCACCGCGGCGAAAACUACGACGGCCUCUCCAAUCUCAAAAGCUACUUCAAACGCUUCGGCUACAUCCCUCACGCGCCGCCGUCGAACUUCUCCGAUGACUUCGACGACGCGCUCGAAGCCGCUAUAAAAACCUACCAGAAGAAUUUCAACCUCAAUAUCACCGGCGACCUCGACGACAAAACUCUCCGGCAGAUCAUGCUGCCGCGAUGCGGCGUCGCCGACAUAAUCAACGGCACAACCACCAUGAACGCCGCCGGAAACCAAGACGAGACGGCGUCGCACGGUGACAGUAACCUGCACUUCCACACUGUCUCGCACUACGCCCUUUUUCCCGGCCAGCCACGGUGGCCGGCGGGGAAGCAAGAGCUAACGUACGCGUUCUAUCCCGGAAACAGCCUCAGCGACGCCGUGAAAUCCGUCUUCACCGGCGCGUUCGCGCGGUGGUCGGAGGUGACGACGCUGACGUUCCGCGAGACUUCCUCCUACUUCGACGCGGACAUGAGGAUUGGAUUCUUCGACGGCGACCACGGCGAUGGUGAACCAUUCGACGGGAGCUUAGGGACGCUAGCUCACGCGUUUUCCCCCACAAACGGGAGGUUCCACCUGGACGCCGCCGAGGACUGGGUGGUUUCCGGCGACGUGUCGAAGUCAGCGCUGGCGACUGCGGUGGAUUUGGAAUCCGUUGCGGUGCACGAGAUAGGGCACCUUCUUGGGUUAGGACACUCGUCGGUGGAGGAGGCGAUCAUGUUUCCGACGAUAUCGUCGCGGACGAAGAAGGUGGUGCUUGCGGAGGAUGACAUAAAGGGAAUUCAAUAUCUCUACGGCACCAACCCCAGUUUUAACGGAUCCUCCGCCACCACUUCUUCGCCGGAAAGGGAUGCCAGUGACGGUGGUCGCCGCCUAACUUGCUUUUUGGCGUCGCCGUGGUGGGUCCUUUUCAGUUUGUUGACCUCUGCAUUCUUGCAUUUGGUCUUAUAGGUUUUUUUUAUAUUGUUUUAUUAAUUUAUUUUAUUUUUUUGAGAAUAUUAAUUGUGGGUAGAAGAAUGUUAUAGAAUUAUUAUCUCUGUUGACAAAAAAAAAUAUCCCCAGUCUAGAAUACUUGUGUUAGGGGGAAAAAGAUAUAUAAUAUCAUGUCCAAUUUUUGGGGACCUUGUAUAUAUAUGUAGAAUUUCUUGGUGUAGUGACAUGAAUCCGAAAUACAAUAAAUGGAUGGUUUAGCUGGGA